Aedes albopictus (Asian tiger mosquito) is the source of this 1690-nucleotide messenger RNA. RefSeq lists its product as uncharacterized. The record is from RefSeq and is a predicted model, not a curated record. Lineage: Eukaryota; Metazoa; Arthropoda; Insecta; Diptera; Culicidae. The transcript has a single exon. Bases 566 to 1690 code for a protein of 374 amino acids.
UGCAUUGUACACUUUCAUAUUUGUUGUAAUAGACUAUCUCCGUCAGAUCCAAUCUCCAUUUUUAUAUUUUCAAAAGUUAAUAUAUAAUAUAAAAUAAUUAAAAUUGGUGCACUAUAAUGUUCAUAAAUAGGGACCAAUAUAGCCGAAGCAGUAAACGCGCAGUUUUUCAGCAAGACUAUGCUGAUGGUUCUUGGUUCGCUUGCCGGUUGCUCCUCGACCUUUUCGUAAUGGAAAUUUUCUUGACUGCCUUGGGCUUACAGUAUCUUCGUACCUGCCACAUAUUAUACGAUCGCAAUAUGGUUGUUGGCAUAGAAAGUUCUCAAUCAAUUACUGUGGAAGUGUUCAUAGAACACUAAGCUGCGAAGCUGGUUCUCUCCUAUUGAGGACGGUACGCCGAGGAGAAGAAUAAGAAUGAUUACAAAAGUGUUGAAUGCAUGAUUGUUUUUUAAGAUAAUGUAAAAAUAUAAACAUUCGUCUUAUGAUAUUGAAUUUACUUUCUAUUUAAGGUAUUCGGAAAUUCAUAAAGCAAGAAUUCGGCUUGAAGCUUCUCGUCCCGUGGGCUGUUAUGAUCGAAUACAGAAAAUCAAUAAUACCGCCCUUUUUAACUCCAAACUGGGAAAAAGGAUACCUUUCGUGUACCGUUUCCGUUCGGGAUUUGAUUGAAAAUGAUGCUAGACGAAUUACUGAACUAGCAGACACAAGAUCAAAACUGGAUGCUAUUUCAAAUUCGUACGACGCACCAAUAGUCAUUGACUGUUUGAUGAGGGUAGCGGGAGGUCCUGAUUCAGCAACAGGUUUCUCCCAGUAUAACCAGGAAAACAUUCUUGGUAGUGAUGAGAGCCUCCUGUCAGAAAAUUAUAUGUGUCUGGAGCUGAUAACAAUGUCUGGGGACGAAAUCUACCGGAAUCCAAACCCGCAGUCGGACUUGUUUUGUCGCCCACGAUCAUUAAGCUGGACGAAAGAGACGGAUGCCAUCACACUGGAAAUGUAUAACAACUUUUUCGAUGAAAUCAACGACAUCAAAGACGAUCCCGUCAUAGUCAACGUAGAUAAUAUUCGUCUUCGAAUAACAGUAGAAGCAAUUUAUUCAUUAAUCGAUGGAAAAGCUGCCAAUGCUAUUGUGGGCAACAAAAAUACACAUGCUUGUCCGGUAUGCAUUGCAGGAGUAGAUAGUGUAAUAGGACCGUCAUAUUUUCACUCUCGCUUAAAUAGCGCGGAAUGGCUAAUUCGUAAUGCGGCAAAAAAGAACAUCCCCAAUAACCCAGCUUUGACAAAUCCUGAAGUACGAGCGGAGCACAGAAAAAUUUCGAAUAAUCUGGAGGAUCAGUUCAAAGCCCAUGUAAAUCGGCCAAAACCCGGAGGCAGUGGAAGUUCCAAUAAUGGGAAUCUUGCACGCCUCAUGCUCUCAGAUCCUACCGCAUUUUCCAAUAUUCUUGGAAUAAAUGUAAAACUGGUGGAAAAUUUGAGGCUGAUCAGCAACCUGGCACUCUCAUCCCGAAGACUUGAUCCUGAAAAGGUCCAGCAGCUGUACGAGGAACUGGAGAAGAAUAUCAUAGCGGAAUUCACGUUCGUUAAAAAGCUUCCGCCCUGUUUGCAUAAAUACAAACACUUUUUUCCAAACUGUUUAUUUAUUUUGGCUCAAUUGUUUAAUAUAAAACUCUACGGAGCCGACAACUGGUCAAAUAUUUAA